UGUUUAUAUAAACAUAUCACUUGAUAUUGUAUACAGUACAUACAUGCAUAUAAUACAUAGGUCGCGGAGGGUAUAGUGUAUGAAAAUGUCGAAGUUCCAAUCGCUGGGUCUAGAUCCCCGGCUAGUCAAGACACUCGCGCGAGCAAAAUUCUCUGUGCCCACAAGAAUACAACAAUUGGCCAUACCCCAUCUAUGCAACGAUGCGAAGAGUCACACACUGUUGGGUGCAGAGACAGGUAGUGGUAAGACAUUGGCGUAUCUUCUACCGACACUGCAACGCUUAAUAGAGUCCCCCAGAUAUAUGAAUAACAACUUAGAUAAUGACGCAGAUACAAAUAUAAAUAGAGAGAAGGCCCUGAUACUACUACCCACGAGUGAACUGGUCACGCAAGUGUACAACGUGGCUUCGGUGUUUGCUAAAGGGGUGGAUGUGGGUGUGAGCAUGGCCAGUCGGUUUCAUCGUAUGAGUGUGUUUGAGAACACACGACUGAUUGUGGGCACACCUGCUGCAUUGCUUUCUUACCCACAUUCUGAUCGCACUGAGGGGAUCACGAAGCUCGUGCUCGAUGAAGCGGAUCUGCUGCUGAGUCCGAGCAUGUUGCCAUCUGUACAGGCACUCUUGGCCGACAUAGGGCACACACCACAGACCAUCCUCGCAGCAGCCACGCUCCCCACAGCAGGCACCAAAUCACUCGACAACACCGUCAAUCGGAUGUUCCCCAAAGCAGUCCGACUCAGCACAGAGGGAUGGCAUCGCACCGUAUCACACCUAGCCCAGGUGAUGGUACGCGUGCGAGACGAGGACAAGGCCGCCCUGAUUGCCGAUGUACUGAAGCGGCAUAUGGUGUCGCCUAUAGUGCAGGCGGAUUUUGUGCACAUCAAACAGCUUGGCAAUGCCGCAAGCGCUAACCAGCCAAAGGGUGUGCGAGCGUCAACGUCAAUGCCGCGUGUGCUGGUAUUCGCCAACACCGCCCAAUCGGCCGAGGAUGUGUACCGAGCCCUCGACAAGGAGUUGCAGUACGCGGGGAAGGCGCAUGUGUGUGCACUCUUGCACGGUCAGCAGGACAGCGAACACAGAUCCAAGGCCUGGGCCUCGUUCUUAAAGGGUGAGGUGUCUGUGCUAGUAUGUACGGAUGUUGCGGCGCGAGGCUUAGAUGUGGACGACAUCGAUCUGGUGGUACAGUACGAUUUCGCACUGAACGCCGUCGAUUACCUACACAGAGUAGGUAGAACGGCCCGUAAUGGCAAGCAGGGGGUGGCUGUAAACCUGGUUAAUGUCGCAGAUGAGGCGCGAGCGAGUGCUAUUGACAAGUUUAAUGCCGUAGGGAUGGAACCGGUGUUUAGUCGGAGGAGGAGCUUUCGCAAGCACAUCAAGAAACAGGCAGAUAGAAUCGCUGGGCGUGUGUGAGUACGGGUUGAAUAGCACCCACCGUGCUUUAAACGUUUACAGAAAUUGCUGAGACAAUUGGGCGAUAGGUUAUCGAGAUCAUUGGGCCUUGUCUGGAAGGGCAUCUGCGAGAGUUGUGACUCACGACGCCUACGGAUGCAUGUGACCAAGAACGUUUACGCUAUCUGUAUCAAGAAUGCAAGAGAGUGUCCUCCUGCUUUCUGAGAGGGUUCGGUGUUGCCCGGCCUACGUAGUUAUUUGGGUCAUUGGGAGAUCUCAACUCCUGGUGAUAUGUAUUUUGUAUUCCCCCCCCACACCACACAUGUCUAUCUAUUUGUAACAGUCAUACUCCUGGACCACCAGAACCCCUCCCCGCUCCCUUAAUGAUAGACUAGGCAUAUACAAACACAGGGCAGCAUGUGCUAAGGACAAUAGUCGAGGGGUGGUGAGUGUAUACAUGCGGUAGACAAGGUACUGCAUCAUAGUAGUAUGACUACAAUUGCUAGAGUGAAAUAUCAUGCUACCAACCAUUUACGACUUAAUUACCAUCUAGCACUUGGUCUUAUUCUAUCCCAGGCUUGGAAAAAGCAUAUUCUCAUUCAUUCCACAUAUGGCACUAUAAUCAUGACUGUCCCACCCCAAUAGACUAAUGUGGUGAGGAGCAUCUGAUACCGACAGGAUAGCAUCUAUGUUAGACCCCCCCCCAAAAAACCCCCUAAAACCCCAUUUGUCAUCUGAAUCUGUGAAAGGUAGAUUGCCCUUUUUUUUUACACCUAUACCUUGGAAAACAUGAGUCAUCUGUCUAUUACACAGUUCAACUUCAAAAUAAAAGAUUCUUCUAAAG
Messenger RNA from Sphaeroforma arctica JP610, 2231 nucleotides. RefSeq lists its product as hypothetical. The record is from RefSeq and is a predicted model, not a curated record. NCBI's taxonomy places the organism in Eukaryota, Ichthyosporea, Ichthyophonida. The transcript has 2 exons. Gene Ontology annotation, molecular function: nucleic acid binding; RNA helicase activity; ATP binding. Bases 80 to 1408 code for a protein of 442 amino acids.